This is a messenger RNA of Molossus molossus (Pallas's mastiff bat), 2098 nucleotides long. It is a transcript of the gene PAQR3, whose product is annotated as progestin and adipoQ receptor family member 3. The record is from RefSeq and is a predicted model, not a curated record. Gene Ontology annotation, cellular component: membrane. The transcript is spliced from 6 exons. Bases 169 to 1104 code for a protein of 311 amino acids. Lineage: Eukaryota; Metazoa; Chordata; Mammalia; Chiroptera; Molossidae. Gene Ontology annotation, molecular function: signaling receptor activity.
GUGGCCAGUGUGUGCUCACAGCCGGGCCUGGGCAGCGCUGGAGUCGUAGGACCUCGCGCGGCGUCCGCGAGCUCCGGGGCGGGGGCGGCGGCGGCGAAGCCCCCUCCCCGGGGAGGCGGGGCCCGGGCGAGCUCCCCGGUCGGGGAGCGGCGGCGGCGGCCGGGGAGGAUGCAUCAGAAGCUGCUGAAGAGCGCGCACUACAUCGAGCUGGGCAGCUACCAGUACUGGCCGGUCCUGGUGCCCCGCGGCAUCCGCCUCUACACCUACGAGCAGAUCCCCGUGUCCCUCAAGGACAACCCGUACAUCACCGACGGCUACCGGGCCUACCUGCCCUCCAGGCUGUGUAUCAAAAGUUUGUUUAUUUUAUCUAAUGAGACAGUAAACAUCUGGAGUCAUUUGCUGGGUUUCUUUCUCUUCUUCACACUGGGAAUAUAUGACAUGACAUCUGUGUUACCUUCGGCAAGUGCAUCCAGAGAAGAUUUUGUAAUUUGUUCUAUUUGUCUUUUCUGCUUCCAGGUCUGUAUGCUUUGCUCUGUGGGCUAUCAUCUUUUUUCCUGCCACCGAUCAGAAAAAACCUGUCGAAGAUGGAUGGCGUUAGAUUAUGCAGGAAUUUCUAUUGGAAUACUGGGCUGCUAUGUCUCUGGAGUAUUUUAUGCAUUUUAUUGUAAUAAUUACUGGCGGCAGGUGUACCUGAUCACCGUGCUCGGCAUGAUCCUGGCCGUGUUCUUUGCGCAGAUCCAUCCCAGUUACCUCACGCAGCAGUGGCAGCGGCUCCGCUCCGUCAUCUUCUGUUCUGUUUCGGGAUAUGGAGUCAUUCCCACUCUUCACUGGGUUUGGCUCAAUGGAGGAAUAGGUGCUCCUAUUGUACAGGACUUUGCACCCCGUGUGGUGGUGAUGUACCUGAUCGCGCUCCUCGCUUUCCUGUUCUACAUUUCCAAAGUUCCAGAAAGGUACUUUCCAGGACAACUCAACUACCUCGGAUCAAGCCACCAAAUAUGGCACAUCCUGGCAGUAGUGAUGUUAUACUGGUGGCACCAGUCAACAGUGUAUGUCAUGCAGUACAGACACAGCGAGCCUUGUCCUGACUAUGUUUCACAUUUGUGAAUUCAGGUAUGGUCACCUGGUGUAUUCAGCUGUUAAGCAAUAUAUAACGGGGAGUUGUAUACCCCAAUAUUUCUAAGGCUCCCAUUAGCUUUUCCUUUUUCCUGUUUAAUAUAUCAUGAGUACUAUUUUAUAAAAGUGGAAAAAUACACUUCAGGAUCUAUAAUAGUGCUUUACAGGCCCUUAAAACUACUAAUUUGCUGCUUGUACAAUAAGUGAAAGUUAGUUGGCAUUUAAAAGAAACAUCUGAGUAACAGUGAAUGUGAAACCAGUGUAGACAUAGUAAUCAUUUUACUUACACCAGCUUAAUUUCCUUAGGAAGGGCUCACCUCCAUUAUAAAAUGGAGUCAUCCUGUGUGAUUGAUUACUUUAAUAGAAAAUAUUUACAGAGAUGACCAAGUGCCUGAUCAAGGCGAGGGUUGCGAUAGCCUAUGCUUUCACAAGCUAGGACAGUGAUUUUGAAUCUCCGCUAGCCUUUAAAUACAUGGUUUGUGGGAAGCUGGCGCAUAAGAUUAUUUCCUUUAGCUGUGGGUUCUCUUCUCCCUAGGAACACUGGAUUUUUUAGUUUGCUGGAACAAAAAUUUUAAACCUCUUCUCCUUUAAGUUGAAAGAGGUGUUGAGAAGAGGAAAAGAAAUUGAUUUUUUAUUUCCCAUCAGAUAAGAAUCACAUUAAAAUCACAUGAUCAGGUGACAGAUUCUAUAGUCUGAUAACCAAGUAAUUAGCCAUUUAAGCUUUUUAAUUUCAAAUAAUAUUAAGUCCAUAUAAUAAUUGAACUCUUGCCAGUGGAUUGCAGAUUUUUGGUUCCAAAAUCCCUGCAGCAGAACUUCCACCUCUCUGAAUCUGCAGUCCUAAAUGUCCUGGUGAUGGGGGGUUCCCAGCUAUAUGGGUGCUACUUUCAAGGCCAUAGAAUCCAGAUGGCCCAGUCUUGACCCUGAACUGAACCUUAAGCCUUAGAACAAAGUCAUGCAGAUGCCCCAUGUGAUGGCAGAUGAUUUU